Pelagomonas calceolata is the source of this 1371-nucleotide messenger RNA. The record is from the annotation of a GenBank genome assembly. Lineage: Eukaryota; Pelagophyceae; Pelagomonadales; Pelagomonadaceae.
UUUGAAGGGCAGCCAAUGGCGGCGUGGCCCAGAAACGUGGUGAAGGAGCACCGGGCUGCCGCUUGGCUGCUUUACAUAUUCCUGCUGAGCUUAUUUAUCACCUACGCCAGCGUCACUAUAAACCAUAAUCUGCAGCGCCGAGACCACCCGGUUGUGGUGGAAGACGUCGUAGAGGAGGCGUGGACGCUACCGGACAUCGUCGUGUGCCUCAUUUACACCGAUGGAUUAUUCGAGUUGGGAAGGUAUGCUUGUGGUGAUUAUAAUAUAUUUGAUGAUGACGAUGGCAAUUAUCAAUGGUGCGACGCCUCCGCUUACCUGGUGGGGGGCAACGUCACUGCCCGCGAUGAUCCACACGUCUGCGUUCACUUCGAGACAUCCACGCUCGGACAGCGAUCGCGAGGCGAUCAAACAUUGCUGGAAUUUACAUGGAAAGAGCACGACCCUUUUCGACUAGUCGACUGGGAUCCAAAAUGGUCACAGUUGCGCGAGGCAGCUGUGAUUCUGCGCGGUGGUGGAGGAGAUAUGGGAGAGUACCUGCGAACCCUUUUCUCAAGCGGUGGCUUUAUGGCCGACGAACUUUAUUAUCUUCCCAUAUCUACGGCUUCCGACGAUGUAGGUUUCUCAAACGACAUGAACCCUGAGAAGGAGGUCCAUCGGCGGCUUGGACAUCCCUACAAGCUUCCGCCGCCACCGACACAAGACGAGGCCAGCUUUCGGGCGACUUUUACCACGAGUCCUUUGGUGAAUUACCAAGGGAAUAAUAGUAACAUGCAAUUCGAGAGCUGUUAUGGAAGCGACGAAAAAGGAGGCUCAGCAUUCUCGGUGCCGAACGCCCACGGCUGUCCGGGGCAUCCCGUUCCAUGGUUGGCUGACUACCUUAAGUUCUAUCCCGACUACGUGACCGUGGGCUACUUUCAGCUCUACAUUGACAUACACUCAUUAAAAACACGUUACUACAUCGAGCAAGACCCCAUGGAGCCCCUGAAGCUCUGGGGCAUACUGGCGGGCACAUUCACUCAGGUCGGCAUGCUCUUCGGGCUAUGCUUCAUCGGCAAGGCGCACCUCCGCGCACGCUUUUCGAGGAAGGCGGCCGAGGCGGUCGGUGAACGAUCGUCGAGGCUCGGCGCGCGCCUGUCGUCGACGCCCGCGGUCACGCGGCUGCGCACGCGGUCGGCGAGCCUCGGUGCGCGCCUGACGCGAUCUCUUCCGGGUUCGAAAGCAUCGAGAUCGGAGGACAGCGAUGCCGACGCGAGCGCCGCCGUCGAGCUCGGGGAGGUCACGAACCCAGUGUCGUCGCCGGAGCCACUCGGCAGGGGCGAACCGGAGGGCAUUGAUGUUUUCGCACCACCUCGCGCGUCAGGACUGCUAUAA